This is a messenger RNA of Hordeum vulgare subsp. vulgare (domesticated barley), 1200 nucleotides long. RefSeq lists its product as uncharacterized. NCBI's taxonomy places the organism in Eukaryota, Viridiplantae, Streptophyta, Magnoliopsida, Poales, Poaceae. The transcript is spliced from 6 exons. The record is from RefSeq and is a predicted model, not a curated record. Bases 79 to 735 code for a protein of 218 amino acids.
GCGAACCCUAGCAGUCGCCUCCGACCGCGACUCCCUCUCCCCUCGCAGCCGGUCUGCACCCUCCUUCUCCCCCACUCGAUGCAGAUCCAUUGCAGACUCCUCCCACUGUGGCUUCUGGGUGCUCUCCGGCCCGCCCAUGGCUUCCCUGGCGACGAGAUCCGGCCUCCGCUCCCUGGCGGUCGUGCAAGAUCUGAGGCCCGCGUCGCGUGGAUGAGAAGGGAACCCCUGUCCCCGGGAGAUCCCGUCAGGUGCCCUCCUCCCCGCCGACGGGGAUGGUGCGGCCGGCGGGCCUCCUCGACCCGACGACGAGGCAGCGUCCGUUCCUCGACCCGCGCGCCUCACCGUCGUCUCCACCGAGGAGAUCCUCCUCGUCACGGGGCUGCUGGACAACAACGAAGACGACCAGGCGGCCACCAAGGAGAACGUCACCAUCACCGUCCGCUUCUGCCCGCUCAGCCAGCGAAAGAUUCGGCAGGGGGAGGAGGUCGCGUGGUACGCCGACGGGGACACGGUCGUGCGGAGCAAGCAGCAUCCCAACAUCGGUUACGCUUACGGUCUCGGCACCGGGAGGGACGGCUCCGGUGGUGUACGGCCGUCGCCGUGUCAGUGCAAGCAGGCGAUGGCCACCGAGGUCACGUUCGUGCUGUCGUCCGCUCUGUAUGUUUAUUUCUUUUGGCUAUUAACUGUACUAGUAAUAUCUAUCUACAAGUAUUGAUCAGGGCCUGCUCUGGGUGAUGCUGCUCCCACGCUUGGGCUCUGAAUUAGAGCUCUUUUAUGGUACCCACUCAAGCCAUUAGUCAAGUACAGCGACGCUGGUAGAGUUCCAACGGCCACUGCCGAGCCUCCUUCUCAAAUAGGUCCGACAACCAUGAUGCGUUGCGGACGUCAAGGUGAUAUCCACCGGCGACGCUUGCUGGCGCGGGCUCGCCACCGACAUCCACAAGCUCGCUGAUGCCGUCUCGGUCACUCUCGUUCCAAGAAGAUGAUCAGACUGCUUCGCAGCUUGACGGUCGAAAAGAAGAACUCUGUUCAGGACCUCCAGGCCUAAGAAAGUUGAAGUGCGAAGCCUUGAAGCCAAUUGUGUGAUGCUCUACUUAUCCAAGAAUGCAUAUUAUAUAUUGUAAUAAUAGGCAUAUCUGCUUUGUAACAGAUUGGAAAAAUUGUAAUAUACUACCUUCGUGUUAAUUUGAUGAAUUUAAC